AUGUCGGCUAAAGGCGUGCUGGAGGCUGCUGAGGCAGGUCUGUGGCAUCUCGCUUGCUACGACUUUGGCCAGCCGCCGGUGAGCAUCGACGAUGUCAAUGGGCUCGCCAGCCUCAGCGAGGCCGAUCAGGCCGCCAUCAGGUGCCGCACAGGGCCGGCAAAGGCAUCGGCAAACGCGCUACGGAAGCAGGUCUGGCUUGAGCUCCAUGGCGAGGUUCGCGCAUUUGCUAACGCCGUCAUGGCCAAGCCCAUCUCGCUCUGGGCUCUCUUUGGCCUCACUCGCGACGAUCUGGAGACAGAGGCCGGCAUUGUCCGCCUCGGCCUCCAUCACACUGUUCUCCGCGGCUGGCUCAAAAAGACGUACCGCUCCAAGGCCGAGCCGCAUGUUCGUAAGGUGUUGACUGAGGGCUACGGGACUCUACUCGAGCUCCACUCGCGCGAUCUGUACUUUGUCCACACCGCCAUGGCCAACUUUGAUGACGACCAGAUCGCCUUCUGGGCCGCCUUUUGGCGCAAAUAUCGCCCGUCGUCGCGGAGCGUUGUCUCCGCCUCGCGCAAGGCCCCGCUGACUGCCGGCGCCCGUGCCACUGAGGUCGCCACCACCAAGGCCGCUGCCAACGCAGGCUCUGCAGCCAAUGACUCCCCUGCCGCCUCUGAUCUGUCUGCAGACGUCAUCGCCGCUGGCCGUGCCGGCAUCCAGCUCUCUGGCACCGAGCUGAGCGCGGUCCCGUCCCACGUUCGUGCUGAGUACUACGAGCUUAUGUUCAGCGUCGGCUCGCAUACCACCGGCGGUGACGCAACCGCCCGCACCGUCGGCGAGCAAAAGUACGGCGCGUCCAAGCCGUCCACCUCCAAGCCCGGUACAUCCGGAGCGCCGGGCAAGGUUGACGAGCCAGAAAACGGCGAGCAAGCCUCGGCCCACGCGUCGAUGGUUCUCAAGCCGGGGCAAGCGACCUACGAUCCUGCCCGCUCCAACGGCCUCAACGCCGGCAAGGCCACCAAGAUCUUUGCCGUCACCCGCGACGCCAGUGCUGCCAACUCGUAUCGUCGCGGCACCUCAUUUAUGCAAGCCGUCAACAAGUCGCGCCUCAAAGCCAACGCGCAGCGGACUGCUGUUGGCCGCACGCUGCCGCGCUUUGCUCCUGGCGGUAGCGCCGCGCCCGGCGGCGCCGCCCCCGCUGCAUCUUCCCGCCCGCCCAUUUCGCGCCUCCCUCCCUCGGCCAAGACCACUGCCUCGGCUUCGGCCUCGCGGAAAGCCCGCCUUGCUGCUGCCCGCAACGCCAUGCUCGCCAAGCGCAAGCGCAAGCGGCCCUCCGCCGCACCAACAUCAGCCGUCUCUGCCGCCUCCACGCACCCAUCGCCGACAAAGGAGACUGCCGAGCAGCGCGCCGCUCGCAAGCGCCAGCGGGUUCUGGCCCGUCUCGCAGACUCGGAGACUAACGUCGAUGCUCGCUUUAAGGUCAAGAUCAAGUCUGACAGAGACCGCCAGCGCGACGCGCUGUUUUCUGGCUGGAAACAGCUGCAGGAAAGAUACUAG
Messenger RNA from Thecamonas trahens ATCC 50062, 1536 nucleotides. RefSeq lists its product as uncharacterized. The record is from RefSeq and is a predicted model, not a curated record. Lineage: Eukaryota; Apusomonadida; Apusomonadidae. The coding region runs from base 1 to 1536 and encodes 511 amino acids. The transcript has a single exon.